UCAGUGCCACAGUUCCUCUGCAGAGUGAUCGGGAGGGUGUCAGUCUGUUUCUGAAGUGCUGAGUUUCAGUGUGUGCCGAUAACCAAGGCUCCUCUGUGGUCUAUCAGCCCAUCUCCACCACGCUCAUCCGCCUUCCUUCGGGGGAGCUGGACAAGCCAGCUGCACAGAGAGGAAAUACCAGGAGGAUAAUGACCUAAAGGCCUUUGUCAUUUUGCAGAUUUUUGUUUUUACCAAAGGCUGUGGAAUACAGCUAUUUCAGCUCAGGGUGUUCUUUUUGGUGCUAGGUAGAAGAUGAGGAAACACCGGCUGUUACCGCUGUGCGCUCUUCUGGGUGUCCUGUUCGCAGGACUUCUGCCCAAACUUGAUGCCCAGGGUCAGGAAGCACAAGAGUCAGCUGACCUUGUACUCUUAAUUGACGGAUCUGAGAACGUUGGAGCGGCCAACUUCCCCCGCGUGCGCGAUUUGGCUAUGAAAGUCAUUGAGGGCCUCGAUGUGGGCAGGGACACAAUUCGGGUGGCUGUGGCUCUGUACAGCGCGGACCUAGAGAUUCAGUUCUUUCUAAAUAGCUAUGACACCAAAGCCGCUGUCCUGGACGCUGUGAAGGCCCUUCAGUUCACAGGCGGCGAUGAGGCUAACCUUGGAGCCGCCUUGGAGAAUGUCGCCGGGAGCCUGUUGACUCCGGCAUCAGGGGGCAGGGCAGAGGAGGGGGUGCCCCAAGCUCUGGUGGUGAUCAGUGCCGGGCCGUCCAAUGACGAUUUCAGUGCGGGUGACAGGGCUCUUAAGGCAGCGAGCAUUAUCACGUUUGGCGUGGUGGUCGGCGGCGAGGCUACAGCCGAGCUGGAGACUAUCGCCACAGACAAGAGCUUUGUUCUGUCGGCCCCCGAUUUCAGGGCAGUGGCAAGCUUGGGUGACCAGUUGCUACCAUAUGUUAAUGCAGUGGCCCAGCGCACCAUUGUCAUUCAGAAUGAAUUCACAGAAGCCUUGGAAGUGGGAAAAAGGGAUAUCAUUUUUCUCGUUGACACCACUAUGGGUGCCACAUUGAUCAACUCUCUUCGUGAGUUUAUCAGAAAGUUUGUUGACACCAUGCCGAUCGGACCGGAUCAAGUGCAAGUGGGUGUGACCCAGUUCAGCAACACUGCCACGGAUGAGAUUGAGCUGAACGCAUAUGGAUCCAAGGAAGACCUGAGUGCAGCCCUGGGUAGACUCAAGCCAAAACAAGGACAAGUGGUGAACAUCGGGGCGGCCCUGGACUUUGUGAGGACCAAUACGCUGAGGGCUGACAAGGGGAGUCGUAUUAAGCAGGGCGUGCCCCAGCUGGUUCUGUUGUUGACCAGUAAGAAGUCCAGCGACAGUGUGGGGCAGGCUGCUGAGGCACUGCAGCGCAUGGGGGUUCUGACCCUGGCUGCUGGCUCUAAGACGGCCGAUGAGCAGGAGCUGAAGCAGAUUGCCUUUGAUGAGAGCUUGGUGUUCAUGCUGAAGGACUUCCGCGCAUUGAUCCGCAACCCCAAGUUGAUUGUCUCUCCCCUCUCCACUCUAUCGGGGGUUGUGGUGAUUGAGGGACCGACAGAGCCAGUGGUUGAAAUUACAACAGUGCAGACCCAGCGAGUAGUCAGAGACAUCGUCUUUAUGGUGGAUGGGUCUAGCUACAUUGGGGGUGCCAACCUUCCGUACGUGCGGGAUUUCAUUGCCAGUGUGGUAAACCAGCUGGACGUGCGGCCCGACAGGGUGCGCAUCGGUCUUAUGCAAUUCGCAGAGAACCCAAAAAUUGAAUUCUAUCUGAACACGCACAACACAAAGCAAGAUGUGCUGGCUAGCCUGGGUGAGCUCAGGCUAAUGGGAGGGUCUGCUUUGAACACGGGAGCGGCAAUGGAUUACGCACUUACCAACAUGUUCCAGGCCUCGACUGGGUCACGUAAGAGGCAAGGUGUCCAACAGGUGCUUCUCCUGAUCACUGGAGGCCCAUCCCAGGAUGAGGUUAAAAGGAUAGCAGACAAAGUGGCCGUGGCGGGUGUACUGACCUUCACAGUCAGUGCUGGCCAGGCAGAUGAGGACUACUUGAAGACGGUCGCUUUUGUUCCAAACUUGGCUUACCAUGAAAGCAGAUUUGCUGACCUGCCAAGUGUUGUUGAACAGAUCAUGACUCCUUUGACUACUGUGGUUGGAGAUACAGACAUCACAGAAAUAGAAAUAACCGAGGAACCUGCAGUCAUUGGAGGCGAGAGGGAUGUUGCGUUCCUGAUUGACGGAUCUGAUAAUGUCCGAGCAGAUUUCCCCUACAUCCGGGACUUUAUCAUCAAAGUCAUUGAGCCUCUUGAUAUUGGACAAGAUAGAGUGCGGAUUUCAGUUGUCCAGCAUAGUGAGAGGCCAGCUCCCAAUUUCUACCUGAAUACAUAUAAGGAUAAGGCUGAAGUUUUAAGGGCUGUUAAUGAUCUAAGACUGUCUGGUGGACGGAGUCUGAACACCGGAAUGGCUUUGAAAUUCAUGAAGGACACCAUCCUGUCCCCAGUUCAUGGUAGUCGGGCGGCUCAAAAUGUACCCCAGUUUUUGAUUGUUUUGACCGGAGGCAAGUCUAAGGAUAGCGUGAAGGAGUCUGCUGGUGCUUUAAAGACAGAUGGAGUGGUACCAUUUGGCGUUGGUGUCAAGGAUGCAGACCCUAAGCAAAUCGAGGCUAUUUCUCACAACCCAUCCUUUGCUUUCAACGUGAAGGAAUUCAGCCAGCUCAGUACGGUCCAACAAAAGCUCAAUAGCUAUGUGAGCCUUUCCAAGGAAAAGCUGAAGGUCGUCUUGGAGGAAGCUGAGUCUCAGGGUCCCAAGAAGGAUAUCGUCUUCCUUGUUGAUGGCUCAGAUGGCGUUGGAAGGGAGUUCCCCAUCAUCCAGGAGUUCAUCAGCUCAAUCGUGAAGAACCUCAACGUGGGCGAGAACAAGAUCAGGAUUGGUGUGGUGCAGUAUGGCGACUCCCCCAAUGCAGAUAUCUACCUAAACUCCCACACAACCAAGGAGGGUGUUAUGAAUGCUGUCAAGGGACUGAGGCAGCGAGGUGGCCGGGAACGUAACCUGGGUCAGGCAGUGGAGUUUGUCAGCAGUGAAGUGCUGAAUGUUCGACGUGGCGGCAGGAAGGAGGAGGGUGUUCCACAGUUCCUGAUUGUCGUUUCUGGUGGAAGGUCCACAGAUGAUAUCCGUCGACCUGCGACCUCACUGAAGAAGUCAGGCGUUUUGCCCUUCAGCAUCGGGACCAGAGAUGUAAACUCUCAGGAGCUUCAGGUUGUUUCCUAUGUUCCCAACUUUGCAUACACUGUGGAUGACCUCCCUGGCCUGUACACAGUCCAGGACAAACUGAUCUCCACGCUCACAGAGAUGUCCGAUGACGACAUUGCCAGGCUACGUCCUGUUUUCCCAACUCCGGAUGUCAUAGUACCCACUGGCGGAGAAAAGAGGGAUGUGGUUUUCCUCAUUGACGGCACAACAGCUGUGCGCAGCGAGUUCCCCGCCAUCCGUGACAUGAUCGGGAGGGUCGUGGAAAAGCUGGACGUGGGUCUGGAUCGGGUGAGGGUGUCAGUGGUGCAGUACAGCGACGAUGCCAAAACGGAGUUCCUCUUGAACGAGCACUCCACCAAAGACGAGGUCCGCCAAGCCACGAGGAAGAUUCAGAGCAGGGGUGGAAACCGUCUAAACACUGGCCGUGCCCUCGAUUGGGUCUCCAAGAACAUCUAUCAGAGAUCAGCCGGUAGCCGCAUCGAGGAGGGUGUGCCUCAGUUCCUCAUUCUAGUCACGGGGGGAAAGUCCAACGACGACGUCUCUGGACCAGCCAACCAGCUGAAGACCAACCUGGUUGCCCCUCUUGCCAUCGGGGCAAAGAAUGCCGACCCCAACGAACUGAGGCAGAUCUCCCUGAAGCCAGAAUUCGCCUACUCCAUUAACAACUUUGGGCAGCUUCCAACAGUGGAACAGCAGCUUAUUGCUUCAGUCAACACCAUGACCACCACUGACAUCUCCACUAGUUUUGUCCCUCCUGUUUUGGAUAUUGCUAACCUCAACAUGGGGAGGAAGGACAUCAUCUUCCUCAUAGACGGCUCGGACACCACAGGGUCCAGUGGCAUCGCCCACAUCCGUGACUUCAUCCUCAACAUCGUUCAGCAGCUGGAUGUGCAACCUGACCAGGUUCGGAUCGCUGUUGUCCAAUACUCUGACAAGGUCAAGACGGAUUUCUCUCUCAAUUCCCACAACAACAAGCCAGCUGUGCUCUCUGCCAUCAAAAGAUUACGCCAGCAGGGUGGCAGAUCGUCCGAUCUAGCCAAAGCCAUCGAGUAUGUGAUCAGGAACGAGCUGAAAUCCUCAGCGGGUGUCCGGCUUGCGGAGGCCUCCCAGCAUCUAGUGGUCCUCACCGGCGGGAGGUCCCCCACUGACGUUUCUGUGUAUGGCCCUCUGCUCAAAGGCUCUCGGGUCAACUGCAUUGGCAUUGGGGCUGGCGGAGCAGACUCCAGGCAGCUCAACCAGAUUGCCACCAGCUCUGCCGAUGUUCUUCAGGUACCUACUUUCCCCGGCUUGCCUACCAUUAAGGAGAGGUUCAUUGCCAGGCUCAAUGGGACAAUCCCCGAGGAGGCCCCUACAGAAAUUGAUGACCCAACUUCAGGACUCCCGAAAGCCAAGGCUGCUGACAUCGUGUUCUUGGUGGAUGGCUCCAUCAACCUUGGCAAGGACAACUUCAAGGAAGUGAUGGAGUUUAUCCUGAACCUUGUAGACCUCUUCUUCACCGAGCGUGACAACCUGCAGAUUGGCCUGGCCCACUAUGCCACCGACGUCACCGACGUCUUCUACCUCAACACCUACAAGACCAAGGAUGACAUCAUCAACGCCCUUAGUCGCACAGAGUACAAGGGUGGCCGCAGGAUCAACACGGGUGCUGCCAUUCGCCACGUGCAGGAGAACCACUUCAUCAAAGAUAAAGGCAGCAGGAAGGAUGAGGGCAUCCCCCAGAUCCUGAUGAUCGUCACUGGCGGAAAGUCAUCUGACGAUGGCAAGACUGCCGCUCUGGGGUUGAAGGCCACCGGUGUCCGUAUCUACGCCGUUGGCGUGGGCGACAUUGAGGACGAGUUGAACAACCUGGCAAGCGAGGCCUCCACGGUGGCCAGGGCGAGCACGUUCAUGGAGCUCUCUGAGCUCAACGAGCAGAUCUUGGAAACAUUGGACGACGAGGUGAAGGGAAUCAAGCUGUGCACUGGCGUGAGCCAGGAACCCUCGAAAGCCUGCAGUCUGGAGGUGUUGGUGGGCUUCGACGUGUCCUCGCAGAACAUCUUCCAGGCCCAGAGGAUCCUGGAGUCCAAGAUGGGUGCCAUCCUCCAGAGGAUCACCAAGAUGACGGGCAUCAGUUGCUCAUCGGGACAGAUCCCCUCGAUCCAGGUGGGCAUCCUGGCCAUGGAUAGCGCCUCGGAACCUGUCCACUUGGAGUUCACGGACAACGCCGACAUGCUGUUUGAGGCAUUCCGGGCCCUGCGCAAUCGCGGCCCCUAUGUCCUCAAUGCCAAGACCAUUUCCGCAUACGGUUCGAGGUUCAAAAGCCGAGCCGCAGACGCAGUCAAGGUUGUGAUCCAUCUGACUGACGGUCUGGAUGGCCAGUAUAACGAAAUGAAGAGAGGAGUUGAAGAACUUAAGAUUUCAGGUGUGAACAGCUUCAUCCUGGUGGGUCUGGAGCGGGUACCCAGGUUUGAGGAGGCUGUGCUGCUGGAGUUUGGCCGAGGCUUCAGGUACACCAGACCCCUCCGAGUCAAUGUCAUGGACCUGGACUACGAGCUUCUGGAGGAACUGGACAACAUUGCUGAGAGGGAGUGCUGUGCAGUGCCAUGUAAAUGCACCGGCACAAGGGGAGACCGAGGAGCAGUCGGGCUUGGAGGAUCCAAGGGCAGCCCAGGUGGAGCAGGCGGAGCAGGACAUCCCGGAGAUGAGGGAGGACCCGGAGACAGAGGUCCUCCUGGUGUCAAUGGAACGCAAGGUUUCCAGGGCUGUCCUGGACAGAGGGGCAUCAAGGGCGGUCGUGGAUACUCUGGAGAAAAGGGGGAAUAUGGAGAGAUCGGCCUGGAUGGCAUAAACGGAGAAGAGGGCAAGAGUGGAGUCGCUGGACCCCCAGGAGACAGAGGGCACUCUGGGAGAAGGGGACCCAAAGGAACUAAAGGACAUGCAGGAGACAUCGGGGAUACAGGAAUCAGAGGAGAUCCUGGAACCACAGGUCAAGAUAACAAUGUGGCUGGACCUAAAGGAGACCCAGGCGAUGUCGGCCCAGUGGGAGAGCCAGGGGAGGAUGGUAAGAAGGGAGGCCCCGGUGAACCAGGCAGGACGGGUUCUGAUGGUAGAAGAGGCCCACCUGGACAAGCUGGAAACCCUGGCAAACCCGGAGGCGAUGGUGUGCAGGGAGAGCCUGGUAUUGGAGGAUCCAGAGGCCAAGCUGGACCAAUCGGUGCACCUGGAACCAGAGGUGAGGACGGAAACCCUGGACCAAGGGGUCCAGGAGGAGCCCAGGGAACCCCCGGAGACAAGGGCAGGAGAGGAGCUCUGGGUCGCAAGGGUGAGCCAGGAGAGCCCGGACCAAAAGGCAUCGUGGGACCUCUGGGACCUCGUGGUGAGCCUGGUGAAGAUGGUCGAGAUGGAUUUGGUAUCGCAGGGCCCAAAGGAAGAAAGGGUGAUGAGGGCUUCCCGGGAUUCCCAGGACCAAAGGGGGCGGCAGGUGAUGGAGGAAACAAUGGCGGACCAGGACCCAUAGGAAACCGUGGCCAGAGGGGUGUUUCAGGUGAAAUCGGUACUCCGGGUCAAAAGGGAGAGGUUGGAUACCCCGGGCCUUAUGGCCAGAAAGGACCGAGAGGACCUGGCGUUGUGCAAUGUGACCUUGUGAAGAAAAUCAGAGACAACUGUCCUUGCUGCUAUGGUCAACAGGAGUGCCCUCUCUACCCCACUGAGCUAGCCUUCGCCCUGGACGCCUCAGACGGCGUGGGUCGGCCUGCCUUCAACAACAUGCGUGACGCCGUGCUCCGCCUGGUCGGCAACAUCACCAUCUCCGAGAGCAAUUGCCCACGCGGUGCCCGCGUGGCCCUCACCCUCUACAACAACGAGGUGACCACCGAGAUCCGCUUUGCCGAUGCGCUGAAGCGCCGCUCUCUGGUGCAGCGUGUGGAAGGCUUGCAGGCAUUACAGACGCGCAAACAGCGCAGCCUGGAGACGGCCAUGAACUUCCUGGCACAGAACACCUUCAAGAGGGUGCGCAGCGGCUUCCUCAUGAGGAAGGUCGCCAUAUUCUUUGUCAACGGGCCAGUGAAGGAUCAGCGGGCAGUCAGCGCCGCGGCCCUCCGUCUCUAUGACUCUGGCAUCGCCUCAGUGUUUCUGGUCAACAAAGAGGAUGGCCAGCUUACCAGAGCCCUGAAGAUGAACAACACUGGGUCAGCACUGGGUCAGGUGAUCGUACUGCCUAAUCCCGGAAGUGCACAGUACAACUCGGCUAUCCAAAAGGUCAUGAGCUGCCACAUCUGCCUGGACUCCUGUGCUCCAGACCAAAUGUGUGACUACGUCCCCCCUCAGCAGUCGAGAGACAGGAGGUCCUCCACCACCGACGUGGACAUUGACAUGGCCUUCGUCAUGGACAGCUCCGAGACCACCUACCCCACUGUCUUCACCGAGAUUAAACGCUAUGUUGCUCACAUUGUAGAGCAACUUGAAGUCUCGUCAGACCCUAUGGCAUCCAUCCACCACGCUCGUGUGGCUGUGAUCCAGCAGGCACCCUACGAGUUCCUGCGCAACAGCAGCGGCUCGCCGAUCCGCGUGGACGUGGGUCUGACCGACCACCGCUCGGCCCAAGACAUCCGCAACUUCCUCCUGGACAAAACGCCCCAACUGGAGGGUGGGCGGGCGCUGGCGGCAGCCAUCGAGCACACGGUGGAGCAGGUGUUUGAAAGGGCGCCCCACCAGCGUGACCUCAAGGUGCUGACAUUGUUCGUGACAGGCCCAGUGGAGGAGGAUGAGGAGCGGCUGGUUGCCGUGGCCACCGAUGCCAAGUGCAAGGGCUAUUUCUUGGUCAUCCUGGGCGUUGGCGAGAAACUUAGUGCUGGGGACGCCCGCGUGAUGAUGCGCAUGGCCAGUGAGCCCUCCGACGUCUUCUUCAAGAGGCUGACCAGCACCUCACACUUCUACGACAAGCACAUUCAGAACUUUGGCCGACUGCUGCCCAAGUAUCUCAGCAUUGAGAACGCUUUCUACAUGUCCCCUGAAGUCUCCAAAAACUGUCAUUGGUACCAGAGUGACCAGCCAUUCCCCAAGUUCCCCUUCCCCAAAUCACACCACAGCCAAGAGAAACAUCAAAAACACCAUGAAAAUCACCAGGCAGUCCAUCCAAGAAAGCACAAAGACCAAGAGGAGUUGCACGUAGCCAACACCACUUCCAGUGGCCUGACCCUGCGCUGGGCCAGCCCAGACCCCAAGCUCAUAGCCUACUUCGAGGUGGUGGUGACGCGCCUGCGCGACCACACACUGGUGCUGAGGAGGAAUGUGACAGGCACGGAGCUCACUGUAGGCGGCCUGGAGAGCGCCCAGACCUACCACGCCGUGGUGACCACACGCACCGCCCAGGGCCACGUUGCGGCCACACACAAAGGCAUUAUUACCACCAAAGCAGCAGCAGAGCAUAAGAUCGCUUCUCCCAUGGAGGUGACUGGUAUCAUAGCCACUACACCACUGGACAAACCAGAGAUUGCUAACGAGCUCACAGACCCAUGCUCUCUUGACUUUGACCCUGGAUUGGCGUGCAAAAACCAUCAGGCUAAGUGGUUCUUUGACAGAAAGAAUGGGAUCUGUACCCAGUUCUGGUAUGGUGGUUGUGAAGGCAAUGGCAAUAGGUUCGAGACUGAAGCCCAGUGCUUGAAAUGCUGCAUGAGGUCAGAACCUGAGCAACAAGUGGAACAGCUUCAGACUGAGAUCCUUUCAGUUCCCGCGGCCUUGACAGGAGUGGAAAUCUGUCAGCUCCCCAAAGAGGAAGGGGCAUGCGCAAAGUUUGUUCUCAAGUGGCACUACGAUGCACUCAGCAAGAGCUGCUCACGCUUCUGGUACGGAGGCUGUGGCGGCAACCAGAAUCGCUUCGAAACUCAAGAGGAGUGUGAGAAGGCCUGUGGAAAAGCAGCUCUGCCUCGAGGGCAAAAGGCAUGGGAUUGGUUGGAUGAAAGCCGCGCAAACCCCGAGCGGCACUCACAGCGACGAGUGAGAAUGAAAGGAAAGAGAAGAAAAGGCUCGCUAGGUGCACCUGUCAACCAAGGAGUCAUUGCCGCAAUACGAACAUAGGAGGACAUUGACUCAUUGUCAACAUAUUCCUCUUCUGAGAUUCGGAAGAAAACCAAUUCAAAUGGCCAAAGAAAAGCUAUACCAAAGGAAAGGUGGCUGCACUGGAUUCCAUGAACAGGAUUUGAUCAAAAACAAUCUUGAAGUAGUCUUUUUCACAAAAUGAAAGCAACACAAUUUGCUGCAUGAUUUUUCCUACUGGUGCUACAUAGUGUUUUUUAGUUCUCUGAUGGAGUUGCAGAGUACAUCCAGUGUUUGUAAUGUAAAACAUUCUGCAACAGUUACACCAUAUGUUUAACAUAAAAUAAUAAACUCAUGAGAAUAAGGUUGUAUAAUUAAAAUGUAUGUGUAUGACCAUCUUGGGACAGAGAUGAUCAAUAAAUCGUUAUUUACACACACACACAGGUCCACAAUGACUUUGAAAGGGUCAUCAUAGGUUUAUUUUACUUCACUAUAUAAGUAAGUAAGCAUUUCACUGUUAAUCUACACAUGUUGUUUACAAAGCAUGUGAUGAAUAACAUUUGAUUUGAUAUAUCCCCCAAUUUACUUUCCCUCACCAUGCCAAAUACUCUCCUAGUUGCAGAGUUCACGCUGAUGCUAACACAAGUCCUACCUGGCAGUGUGUAUAUAAUGAGUUAAACCAAUUUCUCAGCAUCAAAAGGAAUUCAUCAUGUAACGUCAAUGCACUUCUGGAACCACUGCCUCAAACACAUGUUCCAGUUUUUGAAUAUGGAAUGUAAUUGUCAAGCUGUUUUUUGUUUUGUUUUACUAAACUUUGUGUUUCAUCUGGGAACGGGGGAAAUAAAAAUGAAUUAGACUUUCUAAUAAACUCGAGCAUUGAA
This is a messenger RNA of Oncorhynchus nerka (sockeye salmon), 10148 nucleotides long. RefSeq names its product collagen alpha-3(VI) chain-like. The record is from RefSeq and is a predicted model, not a curated record. The coding region runs from base 292 to 9309 and encodes 3005 amino acids. NCBI's taxonomy places the organism in Eukaryota, Metazoa, Chordata, Actinopteri, Salmoniformes, Salmonidae. Gene Ontology annotation, molecular function: serine-type endopeptidase inhibitor activity; protein binding. The transcript has 45 exons.